Messenger RNA from Ilex paraguariensis (yerba mate), 1697 nucleotides. NCBI's taxonomy places the organism in Eukaryota, Viridiplantae, Streptophyta, Magnoliopsida, Aquifoliales, Aquifoliaceae. The record is from the annotation of a GenBank genome assembly.
CUCGAAACUGGGAAGGCCUGGGAUCUUUUACUUGAGCAAAGGCACAGAAAGAAUUUCAUAGUUUGGUGCGUACAUUUUCCAUGAGCAACAGUUGUCAUUAACAAUGCUCCUGCCUCCUUCGUCUCUUCCCAAGCCCUAUGCCGCCUCCCAUUUGCCCCUCAAUUUCAACAAAUUUACAUCGUGCCCUUCCUCCACCGCCACCACCACCAAAACCUCUUUGAUCGUUUGCACUCUCUUCAGAGACUCGACUCGUCAUAGGAUGGGGGAGGAGACGAAAGACUCUGAAUCGGUGGUUCUUCAGCGGCCGGACUCUUUUGGCCGGUUUGGAAAGUUUGGCGGGAAGUAUGUUCCUGAAACCUUAAUGUAUGCUCUCUCCGAGCUCGAAUCCGCAUUCAAAUCUCUUGCCAGAGACCAAGACUUUCAGAAAGAGUUGGAUGGGAUAUUGAGAGACUAUGUUGGCAGAGAAAGUCCUCUUUAUUUUGCAGAACGGCUUACUGAGCACUAUAAGCAUCCCAAUGGCGAAGGGCCAGACAUAUACCUCAAGAGGGAAGAUCUUAACCAUACAGGAGCACACAAAAUCAACAAUGCUGUUGCCCAAGCUUUGCUUGCCAAGCGUCUGGGAAAACAGCGCAUUAUAGCUGAAACUGGGGCUGGUCAGCAUGGAGUUGCCACUGCAACAGUAUGUGCUCGAUUUGGUUUGCAGUGUAUCGUCUACAUGGGUGCCCAAGAUAUGGAGAGACAAUCACUUAAUGUCUUCAGAAUGCGGCUUCUUGGAGCUGAGGUUUGUUUCUCAUGCUUAAUUCUACUUAUUUUUAACUAUUGAGCCUUUGUUGGCUGGUACCCAAAAAAAAAACACCUUUAGUUGCAACUAUAGAGUGAUGGUUUGUCCUUUUGAAAAUUAAUGGAAGAGUUGAUUGGUUCAUUUUAUGUUUUUUGUCAUGGUUGGAAUGAAUGGUAAUGGAGCACACCUCUAUGGUUCUAACGAUAUUCAUUUAGUUGGUUUCUAAUUUGUUGGGGUCCUCAAAUAGGGGUCUUAUUGUAAUUGCUUUCUAUUGCAUGUUCAUCUACCACACACUAUUGACAGUCAAUUAGUGAAAGUUAAUGAUUAAAUGAUAUGGUUUAGUAUGAAUAUGUUUGUUGCCGAUGGAGAAAGUGUUAAUAGUAUGCUUUAAGACCAAUCAUAUAGAUGAUGUUUUAGGGUUUUACUAGCAACAUUCAUUACUUAAUCAAAUAAAAGGGCAAGUUUAUUUAUCAUGUUUCUACUUUAUUUCAUUUUAAUAUACAUAAUAUAGUCCAUAGAGUAUACCUUAAGAAGAUAGUUUCUCAAGGUGUUGAGAAGAGGAGACUUAUAUACUUCUUAGUACUUAACUCUUAAAUGUUCCUAGUCAUAGGAUUAUUAUUUGGGCACUACGUAAUCUGGAUAGACUAGCACACAUUAUGUUUACUCAUAUUUGAUGAGGUGACUUGUCCAGGUCACUAGUGUAGGGACACUGAAGCAGGUGUGUGGUUGCUUGUUAGAGAACAAGUAUACUGAACGUGACCGUUAACUAACGUAGAAUUUUUCAUAUGAAGUUUUACAUACCUAUCAAUGUUAAAUCUUAAAGUUAUAGUUAUGCAACUGAUUCUUAUACUUGAGACACCAUGGUUGUCUUGUGCAUGAAUUUUUAUGCUUUAACUAUACAACAUAUUCAUAUACU